This is a messenger RNA of Aspergillus ochraceoroseus IBT 24754, 1294 nucleotides long. RefSeq names its product proteasome inhibitor PI31 family protein. Gene Ontology annotation, molecular function: proteasome binding; endopeptidase inhibitor activity. The transcript has 2 exons. Bases 75 to 1154 code for a protein of 359 amino acids. Lineage: Eukaryota; Fungi; Ascomycota; Eurotiomycetes; Eurotiales; Aspergillaceae. Gene Ontology annotation, biological process: proteasome-mediated ubiquitin-dependent protein catabolic process. The record is from RefSeq and is a predicted model, not a curated record.
AGGGAUUAAUAAAUGUCCUCGAAAAAAACCAUCCUUGAGACAGACGCACGAAUUUUCUCAAUAGCUUAGCAAUCAUGGCUGGAGACACGGAACCUUUCAGCCCUAAUAAUGUAGUGGGUCUGGCAGCCAGAGCUCUUCAGGCAAAUGGCAGCUCCGAGGUUAGCCUCAAGACUCCUUACGAAGCUGUCGCUCUCAUCGGCCAUGCCUGCAUGAUUGCUGCCGGUUUCAGAUUAGUCGGCCUCGACGAAGAACAUAGCAUAGGCCGCCCCGAAGGUCCCUCGCUUCCCACGGAAUGGAAUAACAAGGCUACACUCUCUUUCCGAUAUGCCCAUUCGCAGUCCUCAAUGCAAUACCUCCUCAAGGUUGAUCGAUUAGGGAAUAAUGUCGUGGUUUUUGCUUUGGCCUUGGGCGAUGACAGGACGACAACCUUUGAUCUUCCCGUGAAAGACUGGAUCUCCGCAUCAGCUCUACCUCUACGCUCCACCGCUGACCUGACAAACUCCUUAAAGGAUGUUUUCAUUUCAGAUGCUCGUCUCAGAGAUUUGAUCGCAACCUUCCGAACCCAGGUAAUACAGAAGCUUGCUCCAGGGUUGGGUAAGGAGGGCCAGGAAACCUCAACCCGAACUACCGAGAGACAGCCCGAGAGAGCUCCUCAGCGCGACCCCCUGCGCGACGAUACACUUCCACCACCGGCUGCUCGCCCAUAUCCAUUUAAUGACCCCCUUGCAGUAGUACCUUCCCGCCGACCCGUGCCUCCCGGCGAUUUCCCCCCACCAGGGUUCGAAGACGAGUUCGAGAUCCAACGACCCGCUCGAGGAUAUCCCCCUGGGUUUGGCGGUCGGAACCCACUAAAUCUUGGAGAAAGAGAUCUGUAUCCUGCCGGCCUGGGACCACACGAUCCGAUACGGGGAGGAAUUGGCCCUGGUCUUGGUGGUGUGGGUGGUGGUGGUGGCAUGCAUCCUACCUUUGAUGAUCCCCUUUUUGGAGGACCCAGAGGCGGCGGAUACGAUCCCCAGGCACCCCCAGGAGCACGAUAUGACCCAGUUGGACCUGGUCAAGGUGCGCCAUUUGGUCGAGGACGCGGUCCUUAUGGUGGACAAGGCUCUGGUGGGGGAUUUGGCGGAUUUGGCGGAUUUGGCGGUGACAUCAUCUAAGCGGGCACAAGAAAGCUUCCUGAAAAACGAAAAGUGGGAAAUUCUGCAUGAAAUUUACGACCAGACUGAAUGUGUGUAUGAGUAACUAUUAUUGAGUAUUGUACGUAUAAUGAAUAGGGUAAUGAAAAUAAUGAUUGAUG